GAGGGCGGGAGCGGGUCGCGGUCUGGACUCCAUUUCCCGGCGGCCCUGCGCGUGUGGCGCGUGCGCAAUGUUCCUGGCGGCGAACGGAAGAUGGCGGCGGCGGCAGCGUAUGUGAAGAGGCGCUGCUGAGGGGGCGCGAGGGGGACGGAGGCCCGAGCCGUGGCAGCACCUGACGGCAGCCAUGGCAAGCAACAGUGGGGACAGCGUCACCCGCCGGAGUGUGGCAUCACAGUUUUUUACUCAAGAAGAGGGGCCAGGCAUUGAUGGCAUGACCACCUCAGAGAGGGUGGUGGAUCUCCUCAACCAGGCAGCGCUGAUCACCAAUGACUCAAAGAUCACAGUGCUCAGACAGGUCCAGGAGCUGAUCAUCAACAAAGACCCCACACUACUGGACAACUUCCUGGAUGAGAUCAUCGCUUUCCAAGUAGACAAGUCGAUUGAAGUGCGAAAAUUUGUCAUCGGCUUCAUUGAGGAGGCAUGCAAGCGAGACAUCGAGUUACUGCUGAAACUGAUUGCGAACCUCAACAUGCUCCUGAGGGACGAGAAUGUGAAUGUGGUGAAGAAGGCCAUCCUCACCAUGACCCAGCUCUACAAGGUGGCCCUGCAGUGGAUGGUGAAGUCACGGGUCAUCAGUGAGCUCCAGGAGGCCUGCUGGGACAUGGUGUCUGCCAUGGCUGGGGACAUCAUCCUGUUGUUGGACUCUGACAAUGAUGGCAUCCGCACUCAUGCCAUCAAGUUUGUGGAGGGCCUCAUUGUCACCCUGUCACCCCGAAUGGCUGACUCAGAGAUACCCCGACGCCAGGAGCACGACAUCAGCUUGGACCGUAUCCCUCGGGACCACCCCUACAUCCAGUACAACGUGCUGUGGGAAGAGGGAAAGGCAGCCCUGGAGCAGCUGCUCAAGUUCAUGGUGCACCCCGCCAUCUCCUCCAUCAACCUGACCACAGCACUGGGUGCCCUCGCCAAUAUCGCCCGCCAGAGACCCAUGUUCAUGUCCGAGGUGAUCCAGGCCUAUGAAACCCUGCAUGCCAACCUCCCCCCGACGCUGGCCAAAUCGCAGGUGAGCAGCGUGCGUAAGAACCUCAAGCUGCACCUGUUGAAUGUGCUGAAGCACCCCGCCUCCCUGGAGUUCCAGGCCCAGAUCACCACCCUGCUGGUGGACCUGGGCACACCUCAGGCCGAGAUUGCCCGCAACAUGCCCAGCAGCAAGGAUGCCCGCAAGCGGCCCCGGGAUGACUCGGAUUCCACACUCAAGAAGAUGAAGCUAGAGCCCAACCUGGGGGAAGACGAUGAGGACAAGGACUUGGAGCCAGGCCCAUCGGGAACCUCGAAGGCCUCAGCCCAGAUCUCAGGCCAGUCAGACACAGAUAUCACAGCCGAGUUCUUACAGCCUCUGCUGACACCCGACAAUGUGGCCAAUCUGGUUCUCAUCAGCAUGGUGUACCUGCCUGAGGCCAUGCCCGCAUCCUUCCAAGCCAUCUACACGCCCGUGGAGUCAGCAGGCACCGAAGCCCAGAUCAAGCACCUGGCUCGGCUCAUGGCCACGCAGAUGACGGCCGCAGGACUAGGGCCAGGCGUGGAGCAAACCAAACAGUGCAAGGAGGAGCCCAAGGAGGAGAAGGUGGUGAAGCCCGAGAGCGUCCUGAUCAAGCGACGCCUGCCAGCCCAGGGCCAAGCCAUCUCGGUGGUGGGCUCCCUGAGCUCCAUGUCCCCUCUGGAGGAGGAGGCGCCCCAGGCCAAGAGGAGGCCGGAGCCCAUCAUUCCUGUCACACAGCCCCGGCUGGCGGGUGCCGGUGGGCGCAAGAAAAUCUUCCGUCUCAGCGACGUGCUGAAGCCCCUGACUGAUGCCCAGGUUGAGGCCAUGAAGCUGGGUGCUGUGAAGCGGAUCCUGCGGGCGGAGAAGGCUGUGGCCUGCAGCGGGGCAGCCCAGGUGCGCAUAAAGAUCCUGGCCAGCCUGGUGACGCAGUUCGACUCGGGCCUAAAGGCGGAGGUCCUGUCCUUUAUCCUAGAGGAUGUGCGGGCCCGCCUGGACCUGGUCUUUGCCUGGCUCUACCAGGAGUACAACGCCUACCUGGCAGCCGGGGCCUCGGGCACCCUGGACAAGUAUGAGGACUGCCUCAUCCGCCUGCUCUCCGGCCUGCAGGAGAAACCGGACCAGAAGGAUGGGAUCUUCACCAAGGUGGUGCUGGAGGCCCCGCUCAUCACUGAGAGUGCCCUGGAGGUGAUUCGCAAGUACUGCGAGGACGAGAGUCGCACCUACCUGGGCAUGUCCACGCUUCGAGACCUAAUCUUUAAGCGCCCGUCCCGCCAAUUCCAGUAUCUGCACGUCCUCCUAGACCUCAGCUCCCAUGAGAAGGACAAGGUGCGUUCCCAGGCCUUGCUGUUCAUCAAACGCAUGUACGAAAAGGAGCAGCUCCGAGAGUACGUGGAGAAAUUUGCCCUCAACUACCUGCAGCUCUUGGUCCACCCCAACCCACCGUCUGUGCUGUUCGGAGCCGACAAGGACACAGAGGUGGCAGCGCCCUGGACCGAGGAGACGGUGAAGCAGUGUCUGUACCUCUACCUGGCCCUUCUGCCUCAGAACCACAAGCUCAUCCACGAGCUGGCGGCCGUGUACACCGAGGCCAUUGCUGACAUCAAGCGGACGGUGCUGAGAGUCAUUGAGCAGCCGAUCCGAGGAAUGGGCAUGAACUCGCCAGAGCUGCUCCUCCUGGUGGAAAACUGUCCCAAGGGAGCAGAGACGCUGGUCACCCGAUGUCUACAUAGCCUCACAGACAAAGUCCCCCCCUCCCCAGAGCUGGUGAAGCGGGUCCGAGAUCUCUACCACAAGCGGCUGCCGGACGUCCGCUUCCUCAUCCCGGUGCUUAAUGGGCUGGAGAAGAAAGAGGUGAUCCAGGCGCUGCCUAAACUCAUCAAGCUCAACCCCAUCGUGGUGAAGGAGGUCUUCAACCGCCUGCUGGGCACCCAGCACGGUGAAGGGAACUCGGCCUUGUCCCCCCUGAACCCUGGAGAGCUGCUGAUCGCAUUGCACAACAUUGACUCGGUGAAGUGUGACAUGAAGUCCAUCAUCAAAGGGCUUUUGGCAGCCUGCCACGUGGUCUCCCACCAGCUGUCCCCACCUCCCAAUCCAGCUAGUUCCCAGAGCACGUUUCUCUCCUGCUUGGGCACCAGUGGUCUUCCUGGUCGCAUGAGCAACCCUGCGAUAAGCUCCAGAUCCAAACGUCCAGCCCUUUUUUGUGCACAGUUGGACUCCGAGUGCCCGAGAGUGUAAGCUGUCGUUCCCGGCACGUGCUCUGCCCAUAAACCAUCCUCUGUCUCUGGCUGGCUUUCUGUAACUAGAUCCACCCUCAGGGGUCUGUCCCAGCAAUUAAGGAAACUCCUUGAGCACUGCUUCUCAGCCACAUCCUGGGUGGUGCUGGGGACACAGUGGGACGGCCUCAGCCCUGCUCUCCCAGGGCUCACAGUCGAGAGCGGGAGACCCGAGGUCCCUGCACAGGAACGACUCGGCAGGGCUGGGGCGACUCAGGGCAGGGCUGGGGCGGGCAACCCCGGCUGGGUCACAGGGAGGGCUUCCUGAGGGAGAGAGCUGAGACCAGGUGAAGAUGAGUUGGGAGCGAGGUAGCAGUGGGGAGACAGUAGCAGGGAAGGGAAGAAUAGAGCUGAGCAGUUGGGGGAGGCCUGGUCAGGCUGUAACCACUGAGGAAACGAUGCCCAGGGCCCACCCACAGGGGGGCUCACAGCCAGGGAAUUUGGCCUUGAUCUCUUGAGAGCCUCUGGGAGGGAUGGAAUCAGGUUAGAGCUUUCCAGAGAACCCCUCAAGCUGCUGUAUGGAGAGUGGGUGAGAGGCUGGGCGGGAGGCCCAGGAGGAGGCUGGGGCAGGACUGAUGGGGAGGGGAGGGAAGGGAAGGGUCGAUUCCAGAGGCCUUUGGGGAAUAGAGCAGACAGGACCCAGUGACGGCCUGGCCAUGGGGGACAGAGUGGGGGUGCUGCUUCGAUUUCUGACAGGGCCUUGCCUCCUCCACUGUCUCUGCCCACUCAGCCUCCUUCCUGCCUGUCCUCCUGUAACGCUGGCGUCCUCCCCCUUCGAGCCCCACCCCUGUUCUCCAUUAGCCUCCAGGGAUGGGGGGGCCUCUCUUCUAGCUCAAUAAAGACUUCCUGGUUGACAGAC
Molecule: messenger RNA, 4168 nt
Organism: Microcebus murinus (gray mouse lemur)
Lineage: Eukaryota; Metazoa; Chordata; Mammalia; Primates; Cheirogaleidae
Source: RefSeq, a predicted model, not a curated record